Symbiodinium sp. CCMP2592 is the source of this 226-nucleotide messenger RNA. The record is from the annotation of a GenBank genome assembly. Lineage: Eukaryota; Dinophyceae; Suessiales; Symbiodiniaceae.
GCCCAAGGGCGCAGUACGCCCAUCCCGGCGAGAGGCGGCGUCCCGGAUCUUCCUGUUUUGCAGAAGUACAGCUGGUCGCAAGCGAGCCGUGCUUAUGGCCAUGAGCAGGACCCGUGUCACGCGUCCUCGGCGAAAGGAAAAAAUGGGUGACCUUGUAACAGUAGCCAGGAGCCAGCCAUCGUCCCUGCUACGCUGGCCGCAACAUGCUUGCUUCAUAAGGCGGUAG